UCAGACAAUCCCGAGCAGUGUGCGCCACCACUAACAUCAGCAAAAGAGCAGAAUAAAGACAGCUGCAUCCACCGACAACUAACCAUGUCUUACCAAGGCAAAAAGAACAUCCCAAAGAUCACUAGCGAGAGGCUCCUGAUUAAAGGUGGUCGGAUUGUGAACGAUGACCAGUCCUUCUAUGCCGACAUCUAUAUGGAGGAUGGAGUCAUCAAGCAGAUUGGUGACAACCUGAUAGUACCAGGAGGAGUGAAGACCAUUGAAGCCAAUGGGAAGAUGGUGAUCCCUGGAGGAAUUGACAUCCACACCCACCUACAGAUGCCCUUCAGGGGUACAACCACCGCCGAUGACUUUAACCAGGGCACCAAGGCUGCUCUGGCUGGAGGAACCACGAUGAUCGUGGAUCAUGUGAUCCCGGAGCCGGGCUGCAGUCUGCUGGAAGCGUUCGAUCGCUGGAGUAAAUGGGCGGAUGAGAAAGCCUGCUGCGAUUACUCUCUACAUGUGGACAUCACCCACUGGAACGACAGCGUCAAGCAGGAGGUCGAGACCCUCAUCAAGGAGAAAGGAGUGAACUCGUUCCAGGUCUACAUGGCUUUUAAAGACCUCUAUCAGAUGAGCAACACUGAGCUUUAUGAGGUCUUCACCUUCCUCGGAGAACAUGGAGGAAUCGCUCAGGUCCACGCAGAAAAUGGGGAAAUAAUUGCUGAGGAGCAGGCCCGUAUGCUGGAGAUGGGCAUCACUGGACCCGAGGGACACGUCCUCAGCCGUCCUGAGGAGCUGGAGGCUGAAGCAGUGUUUCGAGCUGUCACUAUUGCCAGUCAAACCAACUGUCCUCUAUAUGUGACCCGCGUGAUGAGCAAGAGUGCUGCUGACAUCAUUUCACAGGCCAGGAAAAAAGGUAACGUGGUGUUUGGAGAGCCGAUCACGGCCAGUUUGGGAACUGAUGGAACUCAUUAUUGGAGUAAGAACUGGGCGAAAGCUGCCUCUUUUGUGACUUCACCACCUCUCAGUCCCGACCCAACCACUCCAGACUACCUGAACACCCUGUUGGCCAGUGGUGAUCUGUCGGUGGUGGGCAGCGCUCACUGCACAUUCUCUGUGGCUCAGAAGGCCAUUGGGAAAGACGAUUUCACCCAGAUCCCUGAAGGAGUAAACGGAGCUGAGGAGAGGAUGUCCAUCAUCUGGGACAAGGCUGUGGUCACUGGUAAAAUGGACGAGAACAUGUUUGUGGCUGUGACGAGCACCAAUGCCGCCAAGAUCCUGAACCUAUAUCCACGCAAGGGCCGGAUAGCCGUAGGCUCAGACAGCGAUCUGGUUAUCUGGGACACCGACGCUGUGCGGACCAUCACUGCCAAAACACAUCAUUCCGCAGCCGAGUACAAUGUGUUUGAGGGCAUGGAGCUGAGGGGAGCCCCGAUGCUGGUGGUCUGCCAGGGGAAGAUUGUUCUGGAGGACGGGAACCUGCACGCCACCUCUGGCACGGGACGCUUCAUUCCCUGCUCCCCGUUUCCGGACUUCGCUUACAAACGCGUCAAAGCCAGGAAACAGCUGGCCAUCCUGAAGGCCGUGCCCCGGGGCAUGUAUGACGGCCCCGUGUCUGAGUUUUCACCCAUGUCAAGGGGUGGCACACCGUCAGCCUCCACCCGAACAUCACCCACCAAAGUCCCCGUCAGGAACCUGCAUCAGUCUGGAUUCACACUCUCAGGUCCUGAAGAAGCCCCUAUCAGACCGGCUGGCAGACGUAUCGUUGUGCCUCCCGGCGGCCGCUCCAACAUCACCUCCCUCAGUUAAACACAAUGAGCCCCAUGAUAAAAGCAACCAUGUAGAAGUAAGGUGAUUAGAGAGGAAAAGAAAGAAACGAAACCAUAAAACACUGAACUCAAGCCUUACCCUUCAUGAUUUACUCCUGCUGAAUGACUGAAGGUCAGUAGUCCACCUCUGAGGAAGGCAAGAAAAAAAAAGCCCAGCAAACAUUCACUCGGGCGGUUAGUGUAGCGACAUGUUCAUUUAUGUGUUUAGAUAAACGUAGGAUUCCCGUAAAAUGAUUUUUUGUGUGGAUGUUUCUCAAAGUUUGCGUUCGGUAGAGGAAGGACUACUGUCAUGCAUUGCAUAGGGCUUUAUCUGAUUAAAGUGGUGGAAGAAUGACGUCAAAAUCUGGAAGUAGAAUUCACUAUGGGGUCUCCCUUUUUAUAACAACUUGUGUGGAAACCAUAACUUAAAGGGAUAGUUCACACAAAAAUGUAAAUUCUGUCAUUAUUUACUGUUUCAAACCAGUUUGAGUUUCUUUCCUCUGUUAAACAGAAGGGAAAAUUUACUGAAGAAUGCACAACACAGUGAGUUAUGGAUGUAAACAUCUGCUUUCUAUCAGCAUUCUUUACAAUAUCCCGUUUUGUGUUCAACAGAAGAAUGAAAUUAGGAAAGUUUAUAGAGUAAAUAGUGAGGAAAUUUUAUUUUUGGGUGAACUAUCCCUUUCGCUCUGAUGUAAAUGAGAAAAAACAGGCUCAUUGGGGAUAUAUGCCCAGGGCUACAUACUUGGGAAACCGCAAAUAUGUACCCUGACAUACGUCCAGUCAACACUAUCUCACAGCAAUUCGUAAUAUUUUUUUAUUUAGAAGCCAAUUCAUAUGAAUUUGUACAAUAUCAUUCGUACAAAUUAAUACGAUUUGCUCAGCCAAUGACGGUUGGGUUUAGGGGUGGGGUUAGGUGUCAUGCCUCCUCUUAAAAAUUGUACAUUUUCGUAUGACUGAACUUGUAAGAAUUUGUACGAAUUAGUGGCUAAAUUGACAAAAUGUAAAAUAGUUACAUUUCCUUGUAAGAUCAGGCUGGUCCUUCAGCAUUUUAAGUGUAAAACUAAUACUAUGGGGCGGUUUCGAUUUGGCUGAUUUUUCGCAAUAUACUGCUAAUGGCUUACCAUCAUAUGGAGAACUUUUCCAGCAAGGUCAGUUUGCUCGAUAGCUUACCUUGUACAGCAAUGGACUGGGACGCCGAGUGGACCAGGGUUUAAGUUCAGCAAAUGAAAGUUCUAGAAACAAACAAAAAAUUUGACAAAACGGGUUUAUUGAGGAUACAUGACCAGAACUACAUAUUUGGGAAACUGCAAAUACGUACCCUGUGAAACAUCCAGCCAGUUCUAUCUCACAGCAAUUCGUAACUUUUUUAUUUAGUAGCCAGUUCGUAUGAAUUUGUACAAUAUCAUCUGUACAAUUUAAUACGAUUGGCUCAUCCACCAAUUACGGUUGGGUUUAGGGGUGGGGUUUGGUUUGGUGCCACACCUCCUUUUAAAAAUCAGACAUUUUCAUAUGACUGAACUCAUACGAAUUCGUACAAAUUAGUGGCUAAAUUGACUAAAUGUAAAAUAGUUUCUUCUGAGAUCAGGCUGGUCCUUCUGCAUUUUGCGUAUAAAACGAAUGCUACGGGGGGGUUUCGAUUUGGCUGAUUUUUCGCAAUAUACUGCUAAUGGCUUACCAUCAUAUGGACAACUAUUCCCAUAAGGUCAGUUUGCUCAAUAGCUUACCUUGUACAGCAUUGGACGGGGAUGCAGAGUGGACCAGGAUUUAAGUCCAGCAAAUGAUGGCUCCAGAAACAAAAAAUUUGACAAAACAGGUUCAUUGGGAAUACUUGCCCUGGACUACAUAUUUGGGAAACUGCAAAUACGUACCCUCUUAUACAUCCAGCCAGUUCUAUCUCACAGCAAUUCGUAACUUUUUGAUUUAAUUGCCAAUUGUUAUGAAUUUUUAUGAUAUAAUUUGUACAAUUUAAUACGAUUGGCUCAUCCACCAGUUACAGUUGGGUUUAAGGGUGGGGUUGUAUAACACCUCUUUUAAAAAUUUUCGUUUGACUGAAAUUGUAUAAAUUUGUACGAAUUAGCAACUAAAUUUAAAAAACGUAAAAUAGUUACGUUUCCUCGUGAGAUCAGGUGGAUCCUGCUGCAUUUUGUGUGUAAAACGAAUGCUACUGAACGGUUUCGAAAUGGGUGAUUUUUUGAUAUAUUGCUAACUGCUUACCA
This is a messenger RNA of Danio aesculapii, 4003 nucleotides long. RefSeq names its product dihydropyrimidinase like 3 (gene dpysl3). Gene Ontology annotation, cellular component: cytoplasm; cytosol. The coding region runs from base 85 to 1788 and encodes 567 amino acids. The transcript is spliced from 14 exons. Gene Ontology annotation, molecular function: hydrolase activity, acting on carbon-nitrogen (but not peptide) bonds, in cyclic amides. The record is from RefSeq and is a predicted model, not a curated record. Gene Ontology annotation, biological process: actin crosslink formation. Lineage: Eukaryota; Metazoa; Chordata; Actinopteri; Cypriniformes; Danionidae.